This is a messenger RNA of Phragmites australis (common reed), 2246 nucleotides long. Its product is annotated as ABC transporter G family member 16-like. Lineage: Eukaryota; Viridiplantae; Streptophyta; Magnoliopsida; Poales; Poaceae. Gene Ontology annotation, cellular component: membrane. Gene Ontology annotation, molecular function: ATP binding; ATP hydrolysis activity; ABC-type transporter activity. The coding region runs from base 89 to 2149 and encodes 686 amino acids. The transcript has a single exon. The record is from RefSeq and is a predicted model, not a curated record.
CACACCGGAGCAGAGCAGAGCUCUCCGCAACGACACGCCGGCCAAACCAAGCCCCGCCGCCGAGUUCGCGUCGGCUGAGGCAACAUACAUGGGGACCUCGGGCCACGCAGUGAUCGACAUCGACGCCGACGAGGCAGGCGGACAGGCGAUGCAGCCUUUCGCUCCUGUCCCGUACGUGCUCAACUUCACCGACCUGUCGUACAGCGUCAAGAAGGGCGGCGGGCUGGGGUGCCUGCCGUCGCGGGCCAGCAACCGCCUCGCGUCCGCGGACGCGCCUCCGUCCGGGUCCAGGCACACCAAGACGCUGCUCGACGGCAUAUCUGGCGAGGCGCGCGAGGGGGAGCUGUUCGCCGUCAUGGGCGCCAGCGGGUCGGGCAAGUCGACGCUGGUGGACGCGCUCGCGGGGCGGAUCGCGAGGGAGAGCCUCCGCGGAAGCGUCACGCUCAACGGGGAGCCGCUCCACGGGCGCCGCCUCCGCGCCAUCGCCGCCUACGUCAUGCAGGACGACCUGCUGUACCCGAUGCUCACCGUGCGCGAGACGCUGCUGUUCGCCGCCGAGUUCCGCCUCCCGCGCGCGCUCUCCCCCGACAAGAAGCGCGCCCGCGUCGACGUGCUCAUCGACCAGCUCGGCCUCUCCCGCGCCGCGGACACCAUCAUCGGCGACGAGGGCCACCGCGGGGUGUCGGGAGGCGAGCGCCGGCGGGUGUCGAUCGGCACGGACAUAAUACACGACCCGAUCCUGCUGUUCUUGGACGAGCCCACCUCGGGGCUGGAUUCGGCGAGCGCCUUCAUGGUGGUGCAGGUGCUCCGCCGGAUCGCGCAGAGCGGCAGCGUCGUCAUCAUGACCAUCCACCAGCCCAGCGCCCGCAUCCUCGGCAUCCUCGACCGCCUCCUGCUCCUCUCGCGUGGCCGCACUGUCUACGCAGGCACGCCAGCCGGCCUCAAGCCCUUCUUCGCAGAGUUUGGCGCGGCCAUCCCGGACAACGAGAACCCCGCCGAGUUCGCGCUCGACACCAUCCGAGAGUUCGAGCGCCAGCCCGACGGCGGCGCCGCGCUCGUCGACUUCAACGCCAAGUGGCAGCAGGCCAAAGUCGACAAGGACAACAAGCUCUUGAGCACGAUGCCCCUGGAGUUCGCGAUCGCCCAGAGCGUGUCCUGCGGGAAGCUGGUCGCCGGGAGCGGGACGGUGAGCGGGUCGGUUCCGACGUUCGCGAACCCGCCGUGGACGGAGGUGUGGGUGCUUAUGAAACGGUCCUUCACCAACACGGGGCGCAUGCCAGAGCUCUUUGCCAUGCGGCUGGGAACGAUCAUGGUAACUGGGUUCAUCCUGGCGACCAUCUUCUGGCGCCUCGACGACACGCCCAAGGGCGUCCAGGAGCGGCUGGGCUUCUUCGCCAUGGGCAUGUCGACCAUGUUCUACGUGUGCGCCGACGCGCUGCCGGUGUUCGUGCAGGAGCGCCACAUCUACCUGCGCGAGACGGCGCACAACGCCUACCGCCGCAUCUCCUACGUGCUCGCCAACGCCGUCGUCGCGUUCCCGCCGCUCGUGCUCCUGUCGCUCGCCUUCGCGGCCACCACCUUCUUCGCCGUGGGCCUCGCCGGCGGCGGCGCCUCGUUCAUGUUCUUCGUGCUCAUUGUACUGGCCUCCUUCUGGGCGGGCAGCGGCUUCGUCACCUUCCUCUCCGCCGUGGUGCCGCACGUCAUGCUGGGCUACACGGUGGUCGUCGCCAUCUUAGCGUACUUCCUCCUGUUCUCCGGCUUCUUCAUCACUCGGGACCGCAUACCGGACUACUGGCUGUGGUUCCAUUACCUGUCCCUGGUGAAGUACCCGUACCAAGCAGUUCUUCAGAACGAGUUUGUUGGUGCAUCGCGGUGCUUCUCGCGAGGGGUCCAGAUGUUCGACGGCAGCCCGAUAGGGCGCAUGCCAGAGGCCGUCAAACUGAAGGUGCUCGACGCCAUCAGCGCCACGCUGGGCACCAACAUCACGGCCAACACUUGCGUCGCCACCGGCGCCGACGUGCUGGCGCAGCAGGCCGUGACGGAUAUAGGAAAGUGGAAGUGCCUGCUGGUGACCGUGGCAUGGGGCUUCGUGUUCAGGGCCUUGUUCUAUGUUGUGUUGCUCAUCGGCAGCAAGAACAAGAGGAGGUGAUGAACUAAAAGAAAGAGGAGGCAUUGGAGUUUCGAUUUGCCACUAGAACAAUGUUGUUGUUUAACUUUUCUCGUUCAGCAGGAUUUCUUCCAAGUCA